Molecule: messenger RNA, 1944 nt
Organism: Orycteropus afer afer
Lineage: Eukaryota; Metazoa; Chordata; Mammalia; Tubulidentata; Orycteropodidae
Gene: RECQL
Product: RecQ like helicase
Exons: 14
Coding region: 1-1944 (647 amino acids)
Biological process (GO): double-strand break repair via homologous recombination
Cellular component (GO): chromosome; cytoplasm
Molecular function (GO): 3'-5' DNA helicase activity; ATP binding; four-way junction helicase activity
Source: RefSeq, a predicted model, not a curated record
AUGGCAGCCGUUUCAGCACUAACUGAGGAACUGGAGUCUGUAACCAGUGAGCUACAUGCAAUAGACAUUCAAAUUCAAGAACUUGUGGAAAGGCAACAAGAACUUACAAAGAAAAAGACAAUCCUAACAAAGAAAAUAAAACAGUGUUUAGAGGAUUCUGCUGCUGGAGCAAGCAAUGAUUGUGAUUCUUCCCCUGAUGCUUGGAAUAAAGAAGAUUUUCCAUGGUCUGAUAAGGUUAAAGAUGUUUUGCAAAAUGUCUUUAAACUCCAGAUGUUCAGACCACUUCAGCUUGAAACUAUUAACGUAACAAUGGCUGGAAAGGAGGUAUUCCUUGUUAUGCCUACAGGAGGUGGAAAGAGCUUAUGCUAUCAGUUACCAGCAUUAUGUUCAGAUGGCUUUACACUUGUGAUUUGUCCAUUGAUCUCUCUUAUGGAAGACCAAUUAAUGGUUUUGCAACAAUUAGGAAUUUCAGCUACCAUGUUAAAUGCUUCUAGUUCUAAGGAGCAUGUGAAAUGGGUUCAUGCUGAAAUGGUAAAUAAAAACUCCAAGUUAAAGCUCAUUUAUGUGACUCCAGAAAAAAUUGCAAAAAGCAAAAUGUUUAUGUCAAGACUAGAGAAAGCUUAUGAAGCAAGAAGAUUUACUCGAAUUGCUGUGGACGAAGUUCACUGCUGUAGUCAGUGGGGACAUGAUUUCAGACCUGAUUAUAAGGCACUUGGUAUCUUAAAGCGGCAAUUCCCUAACACAUCUCUAAUUGGGUUGACUGCAACUGCAACAAAUCAUGUUUUGAAGGAUGCUCAGAAGAUUUUGUGUAUUGAAAAGUGUUUUACUUUUACAGCUUCUUUUAAUCGGCCAAAUCUUUAUUAUGAGGUUCGGCAGAAGCCGUCAAACACUGAUGAUUUUAUUGAGGAUAUUGUGAAGCUUAUUAAUGGGCGAUACAAAGGACAAUCAGGAAUCAUAUACUGUUUCUCUCAGAAAGACUCUGAACAAGUUACUGUUAGUUUACAGAAUUUGGGAAUUCAUGCAGGUGCUUACCAUGCCAAUAUGGAGCCUGAAGAUAAGACAAAGGUUCACAGAAAAUGGUCAGCCAAUGAAAUUCAGGUCGUAGUGGCAACAGUUGCAUUUGGUAUGGGAAUUGAUAAACCAGAUGUGAGGUUUGUUAUACAUCAUUCAAUCAGCAAGUCUAUGGAGAAUUAUUACCAAGAGAGUGGACGUGCAGGUCGAGAUGACAUGAAAGCCGACUGUAUUUUAUAUUAUGGCUUUGGUGAUAUAUUCAGAGUAAGUUCAAUGGUGGUGAUGGAAAAUGUGGGACAACAGAAGCUUUAUGAGAUGGUGUCAUACUGUCAGAACAUAAGCAAAUGUCGUCGUGUAUUGAUAGCUCAACAUUUUGAUGAAGUGUGGAACUCAGAUGCAUGUAACAAAAUGUGUGAUAACUGCUGUAAAGACAUCGCAUUUGAAAGAAAGAAUGUAACAGAGUACUGCAGAGAUCUAAUCAAGAUCCUGAAACAGGCAGAGGAGCUGAAUGAAAAGUUGACUCCAUUGAAACUGAUUGAUUCUUGGAUGGGAAAGGGUGCAGCAAAAUUGAGAGCAGCAGGUGUCACUCCUCCCAUACUUCCUCGUGAAGACCUGGAGAAAAUUAUUGCACACUUUCUUCUACAGCAGUAUCUUAAAGAAGACUACAGUUUUACAGCUUAUGCUACCAUUUCAUAUUUGAAAAUAGGACCAAAAGCCAAUCUUCUGAACAAUGAGGCGCAUGUUAUUACCAUGCAAGUAAAGAAACCUACACAAAGCUGUUUCGGGGUUGAAUCAUCUCAAACUUGUCAUUCUGAACAAGGGGACAGCAAGAAGCAAGAAAAAAAAUCAGGUAACUUCUACAAGAAGUCUGUAAACAUGCUUCAGCAAUCUAAGAAUACAGGAGCUAAGAAAAGAAAAUUUGAUGAUGUCUGA